AUGGGCGUCGUAAUUACCCCCGAGCCUGCGGCCCUCUCCGCCGACGACUUGUCGCUCUUCUACACAACUGACGAGCUACUCUCCAAUUCUCCCGUACUAAUUUUCUACGGCCCCACCGCAACCUCGACCCAGGCGACGCACUCGCGCAUCCAGGCCCAUGUGUUUACGCCCGCCGGCUUCCACAACUAUGCCCGCUUAAUUAUAUCCCCAACCGCCACCUUCUACAACGCCGUCUCGUGCCUGCCGCGCGAGGAGCAGGGCGACGAGAUAUGUCGCGGCCUCGCCUUCAGCCUCUACAAGUACUUUCUCGAGCUGCCCCCCGAAAUCAAGACGGCAUGGGCAAAGCGCUACGGCUCCUCCGAAAGCCUGCUUUCCGCCCCCAGGCUCUUCUCCGAGUCGCAUGCCGCCAUUGUCGCCACCAAGAUGGUCAAGGUCGAGAAUGUCAUGGACGUCGUGGUAGACGUGCGCCAUGCCCUGGGCGAGCAGACGCUCUCGUGGAUCGACGUCGAUGUCGUCCUGCCCCAGGGAAGCAUCCACAAGCUCGAGUUGAAGGAUUCGGCCCAGUUUGAGGAUGUCGAAGACGACCUGACCAAGCAAAAAUAUGGCCAGUACGCUCCCCUCGUCCGCCUGUUUGGCGAGUCGGCCUUCCUCCCCACAUCCAGGCUCCGCCGCGCGCCCUCCAAACCCACAUCCCUCAACCGAUCCCAGACCUUUUCACGAAAACAAAAGGAGACUCUCCGACGCGAGCUGUGCGAGUUGCUGGACACGGAGGAAAACUACGUUAGCAAGCUGGACGAGUUGGUGCACACAGUGGCGGUCGAGUUCCGCGCAAAGGCCAUGCAAAAGUCAUCUUCGAGCGGCAGCCCGACCGAGCAAGCCCUGCGCGGUCUGUUCCCUCCCAGUCUCGACAAGAUCCUCCAAGUCAAUUCACAAUUCCUCGAAGCCCUGCGCGUUGUGUUGGAAGAAUCAGAGAAUGGAGCAAUAGAAGACAUUGAAACGGCCACAGACGAUGUCUACAUUGCGCCUUUGCGAGGGCAAAAGGAUGCGCCCGACGUUACAGGAGCGGCUGCAGUCGCAAGAACGCUGCUCGAGUGGCUGCCACAGUUUUCAGACUGCUACACCGACUACAUGGCGGCCCAUGGCGAUUUCUCACAGUUGCUGAAGCACUUUACCAAGGACCCAUCGUCGAGUUUCUCGAAGCGGGUCUACGAGACGGGCGAGCAGCGGCUCACAUCCAUGUUGAUAGAGCCCGUGCAACGCCUCCCACGAUACAACCUAUAUAUCGAUAAUAUACUCAAACAGUUGCCAGCGAGACACCCGGCCAUCAGGCUAUUCCUCAAGGCGAGAGACAAAGUGUCCGACAUUUGCACAAGAGAAGGACCCACUGCACAACAGGUCAGAGUGCGUGACCGCUUACGCAAGAUGGUCUCUUCAUGGCCGUCAGGAUUCAUCCCCAAGGGCCGACUCAUGACAGUCAUCGAUUGCGUAGAACUAUCACCACCAUACCACGGCGAGCUUACCGGGCCUGCUACCAUAUCCGGCAUCAUGGUACUCUUUACAGAUUUCCUGGUCCUUCUCCAAAAGUCCGAGGACGGCUCCAUCAAUGCUCGCGGAUUACUGGCUGAGCUAGACAAUCCAAAGUUUGCCGAGUCAUAUGAUGGCACUACAGAACUUACCUUCCACCAGUAUCUCAACUUGAACGAUGUCUUCAUCAGCGAGCACUCGGAGGGAAACAUCAUCCAAGUCGUGUCGCCAGUGCCUCUACUGAACCCAUCGUCGCGGUCACGUCAUCGAGAGUAUCAAAAAUCCGGACUCCGCAUGUUCUAUCUGCAGGGCCCGUACGAGGGCAAAGGCCAAAGGGUCACAGAGGAACUCACCAAAGCUCGCGUCGAGGGCCGGUUUUCAGAAAAAGAGCGAGAGGGCGAUAAAUGGGAAGUGCGAAACCUGCCCAGUGAUCUAAGCUUCUUCUCGGCCAUCACAGAAGAGACUGGUGGCCAGCAAGUGGAAGGGCGCAAGGAACCCGCCAAAGUGCAAAUUCUCGUCGAAGGAUCCAACUUUGCCGAACCCAUACAGGUCGGCGACAACGGCAUCGAGCUUACGGUCACAAUCACCAUUCUCGGAGACGACUUGUAUCUCCUGGAAACAGCUGGCGCCCAUGGAUACGCAGCGCGCGACAAACUUACCAGCCUUGAGUUUUUACCUGUGCUGACGAAGCGCCUGACCAACUAUUUCCAGUUGCGCAACAGCGUGAAGAAUCCGUCACUCACCGAGGCAUAUCUACGCCGGAAUCACCAAAUACUCAAGUCACUUGCUCUCGAAAUGUAUGAAAUGGAACAGGAACGAGGCAGCAAGAGCCGGCCCCAUUCUCCAGUCAAGAUGCUGUCGAGCUUCUUUGGCGGAAGUGUAAGCAACCUCGCAGUGGGCAGCAUCGGCAGAGAGGGUGGCGGCUCUCGCAACCGACUACAGCGCAAUGCGCAUACUUUGGGCGAGAUACCGCGCAUGGCACCACCGCUACAGCCUGCGCCCGUCCGUACUCAAAGUCGUGAUGGCGAAUCAUCGCGUCCCAACUCAUCGAGCACCAACAAGAGCGCCACAUUCAGCGGCUUCGGCAGUGACCCGAUAUCGAAGCUUGAGGAGUCUCUUGCCAACCUGACUUUGGCCUUGCUUGCGCGCAAAGGAAACAUUGUCGGACGUUCUGUUCGGGCCAGGACCGUGGCUGAUGAACUGGUCGUCAACGAACUCUACAACACGGUGCUUGAGAACCCUGGCAACCUCGAUCUCGCUAGUCAAUCGUCGGUCGACGUGCUGUUUGCCGUGUUUGAGAAGUUUCUGAGCAUCGCCUGGCGAGAGCGCAUGGGACCUGUGCUGUCUCACGCUACGCUCGUGUCGUUGCAAAUGAGAUCCGAUAGCAUGCCUCCCGAGGAGUUUGAGGAGUUUUUCAGGAACAUGUAUGACCAGUUCGCGCCGCCGAACCAACGAGCAUUCAGAGCCAUCAUCAACCUGCUGGCCGAAUUGUUGGACGGCACCAGCAACGACGGGGACUGCGGGAUUCUCACGGCGGCGUUUGCCGAGAUGCUCGUCCCUGCUGGCAAUUCGCACGACUUCAUCUCGCUGAUGGAUCGUUUGGUGCAAGACAUUGACGUUCUCUUCCCACCGCAAACACCUGGGGUUGGCACGCCCAACUAUGGCUCGAUAGACUCCAAAGGCCGGCUCACGGCUGCGGGCUCGAUCAACUCCAACACAUCUCUGAGGAGGCGUUUUGGAUUUGGCACUCUGAGUCGGGAGAACAGCAAAUCGGAAAACGACUCCAAGGUGGGCUCGCUCUGGCGUUCGCUAAGCAAGAACAGCUAUGUAGCCGAGUUGCAGCCAGCGAGCAUAUCGAAAAACGGCGUUGGGCCGCUGGGUCGUUCGAAUUCGACCGACGCUGCUGCGCGCCUCUCGCCCAAGCGGCCAUCGUCGCGCGAUCGGCCGACUGUGCUAGGGGCAUUCAAUGUUGAAAAUACCAGUGCCAAUGCCAAUGCCAACAAUGGGCGGCCGUAUAGUGGGGCGCUGGGAACGAUUGGAGAGGUACCGCCCGCAGCCGGGCCUCCGCGCAAGAAGCGACGGUCUUCGCUGAGUGAUCUCAAGACUUUGCAGGAUGCUGACGAUGUGCCUGAGUGGUCACCAGAGACACCUCGCAAAACUGACGCUAUGCUCCGGCACGAGAAUCGACAGAUUACGGAUUCGCCUCGGCCUCAGACGCCUUCGGGAACGGCAACACUCAACAAGAUUGCGUCGGCGAUACCGGCGCCUGCACGACUUGGUUCGCCAAUACGGGUGGAGAGAAAAGAAAACACAGCGACGGUUGGGGCGGAACCGAGCAAGCCCGAACGGCCAGGACACGUACGGGCCAAGUCGAUUACCACGAAGCUAGAGAUCAAAGACGAGGUGACGAUCAAGUCGCACAGUCCUACGAAGAAGCGGAGCGAGACGGUUUCGGGCAUUCCCAGUCUGCGGCCUACGGUGAGUGGGGGGUUGCACGAGCGCACCGGGUCUGGCAAUACAGUCAAGCUCCCGCCGUCGACACCACGGUCGCCAACGAAGACGGGGCCUUCUUCGAGCAGUCCUGAGAAGAGGCUCCGGAUGCAGUCGCCACAGAAGCUGCGCGAGAGACUGCAGGCGCAAGAACAGGACAUUGACAAUGCUUCGCAGGCGCUGCAGAGCGAGCUGAGUGCGAUUGGACAGGAGCUGGGUGCCAAGGGCACGCCGCGUCUGACGACUCAGAGUUCAGCGCCUUCGCUGUCGAUAACCAACGGGACGCGGUCGGUCGAGGCGCGCAUGGCGGUGCUGGAGAAGCAACUCAAAACGACGCUGGAGACGCUGUCGGCACGGACGCUGGGGAUAGCCAGCGACGUGGCUACGUCUCUACAGGUGUCGGAAGCGCGAUGCAAGCACCUGGACCAGCUGUACCGCGAUGUCAAUGCGGAGAACGAGGCGCUGUACGCACGGUUCAACGAAGAGCUGGAGAAGGUGACGAGUAGCGCGCGAAAGGGGAGGGCUAGCGAGGAAGUGGAGCGGCGGCUCAAGUCGAGCGAAGAGGAGGCGGCGCGGCUGAGGAAGGAGAAUGCGCGGCUGAAGCGAGAGGUUGCUGGGCUCAAGGCUCAGAUCCGCGAGUGAGGGUGGUGGCGGCCGGGUUACUUUUUUGCGUGUCCAAAGACGAGAGGGUUUGGACA
Molecule: messenger RNA, 4712 nt
Organism: Exserohilum turcica Et28A
Lineage: Eukaryota; Fungi; Ascomycota; Dothideomycetes; Pleosporales; Pleosporaceae
Exons: 1
Coding region: 1-4656 (1551 amino acids)
Molecular function (GO): guanyl-nucleotide exchange factor activity
Source: RefSeq, a predicted model, not a curated record